UUUUUUCGCGACGACAAACGAAAAGAGUUCAUCUGUGAAGUUGGAUGAGGUGUUGGUGAAACGCUGGCGGAUCUGAAGGAGCUCGUUGUUGGUUUGUGCGACCGCGACAUUUAUUCGGCAUUACGAUAUCAUUUUCAACCUCACCUCAAGUCACCUCAUCACAUUACAUCUCACAAAAUCAUAAUCAAACUCAACCAUGGACGCUCCAAACCCUCGACAUGGAAGUCAUCCAUCGGACUCGAUCCCGGACGCCGCAUAUCCCAACGACUCUCCUUAUCGACCCGGCGAUCACUCACCACAAACCAUGGCUACUCCCGGCGCAUCGCCAUCCUCACCAUCACCACAGUCUUACUCAACACCACCAUCAACACACUUCGGCGCCAGUAUCCCCACAUACUCCAGUCCAACGCCAUCGCCAUGGUCCCCCGCUAUACCCUCAAGUCCACCACCUCCAUACGAUCCGUCCCGUCCGCCAGCGAUAUACUCUCCACUCGCACCACCAUCGCCAAUCUCCCCACCUCCGCCUCAGUAUCCGCCUUCAACGCCUUGGCCGUACCCGCAAGGCAGCAGUUCUGGCUCUAGUCUGAACGCACCGUACAAGAUGGGACCUGUGGCUACGGCGAGAGCACGACGGAGGAGAAAACUGCAGAUCCUCGCUUUGGCGCUUUGUGCGGUGAUGAUCUUCUUCGUUGCGUUGAUCAUGGGGAUUCUGAUGGGUGUUGUGAAGGUGCAGUGGAAGAACAAUGACGAUGAUUAGGCUCGAUUAGCUGGAUAUGCACCUGUCACUC
This is a messenger RNA of Fusarium oxysporum Fo47, 788 nucleotides long. RefSeq lists its product as uncharacterized. The transcript has a single exon. The coding region runs from base 197 to 757 and encodes 186 amino acids. The record is from RefSeq and is a predicted model, not a curated record. Lineage: Eukaryota; Fungi; Ascomycota; Sordariomycetes; Hypocreales; Nectriaceae.